AUGAUCAAGUCAGAGGAAAAGAUCACUCAAAAGACUAAGUGUAUAGAGGUGAACACAAUCAUGGAGGAAUCGUUGGUGUUGGUCUACGAUGAAAAAGAGGUGGUUCAGAUCCAUCCCAGCCGAUCGGAAACCACAACAUUUGUUGCCGCCGACCUGAAAGAUGAGAAGAAGAUGAAGAAAGGCCGAGUUCUGGUGGAGCCGGCGGCGGCAGUAGCGGAGACGCGGUUCCGCGACGUGCGGAAGCGUCCGUGGGGGCGGUUCGCGGCCGAGAUCAGGGACCCCUGGAAGAAGGUCAGGGUGUGGCUCGGAACCUUCGACUCGGCCGAGGCUGCCUCUCUGGCCUACGACUCCGCCGCUCGCGCGUUCCGUGGUUCCAAGGCCAAGACCAACUUUCCCCUAGCCGCCGCCGCCGCUGCGUCUCCCACCCCUACUCCUGCAUUCCGCUGCCCUCCCUUCGCUGACCCAACCCUAGGGUUUUGA
Messenger RNA from Zingiber officinale, 480 nucleotides. RefSeq names its product ethylene-responsive transcription factor 8-like. The record is from RefSeq and is a predicted model, not a curated record. Lineage: Eukaryota; Viridiplantae; Streptophyta; Magnoliopsida; Zingiberales; Zingiberaceae. Gene Ontology annotation, biological process: regulation of DNA-templated transcription. Bases 1 to 480 code for a protein of 159 amino acids. The transcript is spliced from 2 exons. Gene Ontology annotation, molecular function: DNA binding; DNA-binding transcription factor activity.